CAGAGCUCGUGACCCCUAAAAAUGGAGAAUGCCGUGAGCUUCAGAAGCUCCUCUCUACUUCCCCUCAAUCCGACGUCGUUUCCCUCUCAUCUCCCAACUGAGCUCAGAUUUUCGAGGUUAAAGCGCUCAAGUUCAGAGGAAUGGCGUCGAGAUAAACCACUGAGGAUAAGGAAGGCUUUUGGGUCGGAUGAAAAUGGGCAGCUUGAUGGGUUUCCUAAUAUGCCCAACAAGAUUUUCAUGGAAGAGGUAAUUGGAGCUGAAUAUGGGGAGGGUUUUGAGACAUUUAGACCUGAAGGUCCCCUUAAAGUUGAUGUGGACUUCUUGAAUGAUAGAAUGCAAGAAGGAUUUCUCCAAAGAAUUCGGUAUGCCAUGAAGCCUGAUGAAGCCUAUGGCCUCAUAUUCUCUUGGGACAAUGUCGUGGCAGAUACUCGAGGUCUAAAACUGCAUGCUUGGGGACAACUUGCAUCUGAAGAAGGAAAGGAGAUUCCUGGAGAUGACAAUGUGCAAAGAUUUUUGCUUUAUGCGGGUGCUGAUCAUGUUCUACGUAAGGUAUUGCUCUGGGGAAAAGCUGAAGAUGAUAUAGACAGACUGAAGUCCAGGCUCUCUCAAUUAUAUUAUGAAAAUCUCCUGAAACUCUCGGAACCUGUGGAAGGGGUAAAUGAAUGGUUGGAUGCUGUAGCUACAUCUCGCAUCCCCUGUGCAGUUGUUUCAAGUCUUGACCGCAAAAGCAUGGUUGACACUUUAGAGCAAAUGGGCCUGAAAAAGUAUUUUCAGGCCAUUGUGUCUGAGGAAGAUGGUAUGGACUCCAUUGCUCAUAGAUUCCUUUCAGCAGCUGUGAAGUUGGACCGAAAACCCUCCAAGUGUGUUGUAUUUGAGGAUGAUCCCAGGGGAAUAACCGCAGCUCACAACUGCACUAUGAUGGCUGUAGCUUUAAUCGGUGCUCAUCCAGCGUACGAUCUUGGGCAGGCUGACCUAGCGGUCGGCAGCUUUAACGAGCUUUCAGUGAUCAAUCUGCGGAGACUGUUUGCUCAUAAGGGGUCGACGUUUAUGGACUUGCAAAAGCAAGUAAUAGAGAAAACUCCUAGACGGAGGAAGCUGACUACUGACACCAUCUUCUGAUACAUCGCCUCGUCUCAACUCUUGUACAUUCCUUGUAAUUAAGGGCUCAUCUCUUGUAUUUUUCUCUUUGAACUCCGAUUUUCUUAUAUUUUCUGGAUUCUUACAGAAAGAUACAAUCGACAAGAAAUGUAUAGAAAGCUUGUUAUCAAUCUCAGGUGUAUAUAAUCGACACACAACUUUCUUCA
Molecule: messenger RNA, 1304 nt
Organism: Sesamum indicum (sesame)
Lineage: Eukaryota; Viridiplantae; Streptophyta; Magnoliopsida; Lamiales; Pedaliaceae
Product: Haloacid dehalogenase-like hydrolase (HAD) superfamily protein
Source: RefSeq, a predicted model, not a curated record